UUAAACUAGAAUUUUCUUAGUAUUAACUCUUGCAUUGAAAUCUACUCACUAGUUAUUUUCACUCUUUUUAUUGGAUAUUUAAAUUUUCUUUGUUGAAAGAUUUUAUUUAUAUUAUAAGUCUAUAACUAAGCUUUUAUCUUUAAUUUUUGAAUUGGAUGUUAUGUUGAAAUUUAUAUAAAAUGUCUGCUUUGAAACACUUUGUGUUUCCCGAUCAUGCACCAAAUUCUGGGACUGUGAAGGCAAAGUGCAAAUAUUGUCCAACAUACAUCUCUGGCAAUGCCAAAACAACAUCAAACUUUGUGACACAUUUAAAGAGAAAGCACAGAGACAUUUUCAUUCAAAGUAAAUCUGAGGAUGGUACACAAAUAUCGCAAACAAAUAUAAGCAACUUUACAAAAUCUACAUCAGUUUCAAAAUACUCUGCCAAUGAUGCUUCUCAAAUGCAGAUUACAGAUGCUUUGGUUUCAUUUGUAGCUGGAAAUUUAACACCACUCUCAGUUGUAGAGAGUCCUGAAUUCAAGAACUUUGUCGAAUCAUUGAAUCCAAAAUAUCAACUUCCUAGCAGGAAACAUCUUUCUACCAAACUAUUACAUCAGAAAGCAAGCAAUAUUCAAUCAAAUAUAAAGAAAAAAUUACGCUCAGCAGAAAGUGUGUGUCUGACUAUCGAUUUAUGGUCUAAUCGUCAGAUGAAGGGAUUCUUAGUAUCACUUUACUUAACUUGUAUAUAUUUAUGAUAUUAAAAAAAUUCU
Messenger RNA from Mytilus trossulus (common blue mussel), 749 nucleotides. RefSeq names its product E3 SUMO-protein ligase ZBED1-like. Gene Ontology annotation, molecular function: DNA binding. The coding region runs from base 180 to 734 and encodes 184 amino acids. Gene Ontology annotation, biological process: regulation of transcription by RNA polymerase II. Lineage: Eukaryota; Metazoa; Mollusca; Bivalvia; Mytilida; Mytilidae. Gene Ontology annotation, cellular component: nucleus. The transcript has 2 exons. The record is from RefSeq and is a predicted model, not a curated record.